This is a messenger RNA of Austrofundulus limnaeus, 905 nucleotides long. It is a transcript of the gene trappc2, whose product is annotated as trafficking protein particle complex subunit 2. Gene Ontology annotation, biological process: endoplasmic reticulum to Golgi vesicle-mediated transport. Lineage: Eukaryota; Metazoa; Chordata; Actinopteri; Cyprinodontiformes; Rivulidae. The transcript has 5 exons. The record is from RefSeq and is a predicted model, not a curated record. Bases 128 to 550 code for a protein of 140 amino acids.
GUCGUCAUCUCUCUGCGACUGCUCUUUCAGGAAGAAAAAGGUAGCAGAAUAAAAGGAGUCGACAAAAUCUGGUUGAUCAAUUUAUACUUUUACUGGGAUUUUGACUCGAUAAGAAGAGGAGAAAACGAUGUCAGGAAGCUUUUACUUUGUCAUGGUUGGUCAUCAUGACAACCCCGUGUUUGAGAUGGAGUUUUUGCCUCCUGGGAAGCCCGAGUCAAAGGAUGAUCAUCGCCACCUGAACCAGUUCAUUGCACACGCAGCCCUGGAUUUGGUGGAUGAAAAUAUGUGGUUGUCCAACAGCAUGUACCUGAAAACUGUGGACAAGUUCAACGAGUGGUUUGUGUCGGCUUUCGUCACAGCAGGACAUAUAAGAUUCAUCAUGCUGCAUGAUGUGCGGCAAGAAGAUGGAAUCAAAAACUUUUUUAAUGACGUGUAUGACUUGUACAUUAAGUUUGCUAUGAAUCCAUUCUAUGAAGUCAACGCACCAAUCCGCUCCACGGCUUUCGAGAGGAAAGUUCAGUUUCUUGGGAAGAAACAUCUCCAGAGUUAACCCCUUCACGCAGGAUAUUGUAUAUAUUGAACAUACUUGUGUCUUUUCCUAAUGUGCAAAGAUGUAAAAUGUUACUCUAACAGAACAUUUUGUGUAAAAUCUCUGCUUUGUCAGAAUUUUGUUGUGGCUACAGUUAACUAAUUUUGAUUAUGGACAUUAAAACUUAAUUUUUAUGUCAAAAUGAUUUUUCAAGAACGAGCAAACAUAAAAACACAGAAAAUGCAUGCUGUAAGUUCCUUAUUUCUGAAUGUAAAGCGUAGCAGUGCACACAAAGCAGAGUACCAAGAUAAGAUGUGCUUCUGGAUCACCUUUAGAAUAAUAAAAUGAUUCAUGCGGUAGUGUUCAUGCUACAAAA